Molecule: messenger RNA, 2849 nt
Organism: Saimiri boliviensis boliviensis (Bolivian squirrel monkey)
Lineage: Eukaryota; Metazoa; Chordata; Mammalia; Primates; Cebidae
Gene: PSEN2
Product: presenilin 2
Biological process (GO): calcium ion homeostasis; membrane protein ectodomain proteolysis; protein processing
Cellular component (GO): gamma-secretase complex; membrane
Molecular function (GO): aspartic endopeptidase activity, intramembrane cleaving
Source: RefSeq, a predicted model, not a curated record
GGGCGGUGCGGGGGUGCCCAGGCCGGGGCCCUGUCGCCUGCGGCGCUGAGGGCCCGGGAUGGGGCUGUCCCCGAGGGCCCGGCCCUGCCCUCCGCACGCCCCUGGCCGCGGUCCCUUCCCCGGCUAUGGGGCUGAGUGCGCCGCGCUCCUGGCCUCUACGGUCAGCGCGGGGGCGGAGAGAAGAGAGUGCCCGGCGGGCGGCGGCUGGGCCGGCCCGGAACUGGGUCGUGGAAGGAUAGCGGGAGCGGUUUUCCGGCCUCCGGCCUCACUGCGUCCCCGCUUCCCCGUGCCCGCCUGCUGCCGAGCCCAGCUGGGGGUGGGCGCGGUGCGAGCUGUUAAAGGGCCGGUGCAUUUAAAGGAGACGUGCACGUGGGUCUCAAGGCGUGUAGCAGGCGGGGGCGUUUUGUUCUUCCUCUCUGUCUCGCCAGAGACCUCCGUUGUGCCGAGUCCAUCCGGCCUCCAGCACCGGGCCCUAGGCAUGCUUUCCCCGGGAAGGAGGCGCGCUGGGGGGUCUGCUCGCACGUGAGGGGCAGGGCCGCAGGCCCAAGCCUAGAGCCGGUUUCUGUUAGCAGUGGUGUUCGGCUGUUUAAUCAGGCGUUUGCAGCUGUGAGGAGACAGUCAGAAGCAAGCUUUUGGAGCUGAAGGAACCUGAGACAGAAGCUAGUCCCCACCCGAAUUUUACUGAAGAAGCAGCUGAGGCCACAGAGCUAAAGUGACUUUUCCCAAGGUCGCCCAGGGAGGACUGUGGGACUUCUCAGACGUCAGGAGAGUGAUAUGAGGGAGCUGUGUGACCAUAGAAAGUGAUGUGUUAAAAACCAGCGCCACCCUCUUUGAAAGUGAGGGAGCAUCGUUAAUUUAGCCUGCUCGGAAGAAGAAACCAGGUGUCCUGGAUCCAGACCUUUCUGCAGCCCCCAGUGUUUUCGGUGCUUCCCGAGGCAGGGCUAUGCUAACAUUCAUGGCCUCUGACAGCGAGGAAGAAGUGUGUGACGAGCGGACGUCCCUGAUGUCGGCUGAGAGCCCCACGCCGCGUUCCUGCCAGGAGGGCAGGCAGGGCCAGGAGGCUGGAGAGAACACGGCCCAGUGGAGAAGCCAGGAGAACGAGGAGGACGGUGAGGAGGACCCUGACCGCUACGUCUGUAGUGGAGUUCCUGGGCGGCCAUCAGGCCUGGAGGAAGAGCUGACUCUCAAGUAUGGGGCGAAGCACGUGAUCAUGCUCUUUGUGCCUGUCACUCUGUGCAUGAUCGUGGUGGUAGCCACCAUCAAGUCUGUGCGCUUCUACACAGAGAAGAAUGGACAGCUCAUCUACACGCCGUUCACUGAGGACACGCCCUCGGUGAGCCAGCGCCUCCUCAACUCCGUGCUCAACACCCUCAUCAUGAUCAGUGUCAUCGUGGUUAUGACCAUCUUCUUGGUGGUGCUCUACAAGUACCGCUGUUACAAGUUCAUCCAUGGCUGGUUGAUCAUGUCUUCCCUGAUGCUGCUGUUCCUCUUCACCUAUAUCUACCUUGGGGAAGUGCUUAAGACCUACAACGUGGCCAUGGACUACCCCACGCUCUUGCUGACCGUCUGGAACUUUGGGGCGGUGGGCAUGGUGUGCAUCCACUGGAAGGGGCCGCUGGUGCUGCAGCAGGCCUACCUCAUCAUGAUCAGCGCACUCAUGGCCUUGGUGUUCAUCAAGUACCUCCCAGAGUGGUCUGCGUGGGUCAUCCUGGGCGCUAUCUCUGUGUAUGAUCUUGUGGCUGUGCUGUGUCCCAAAGGGCCUCUGAGAAUGCUGGUAGAAACUGCGCAGGAGAGAAACGAGCCCAUAUUCCCUGCCCUGAUAUACUCAUCCGCCAUGGUGUGGACAGUGGGCAUGGCAAAGCUGGACCCCUCCUCUCAGGGCGCCCUCCAGCUCCCCUACGACCCGGAGAUGGAAGACGACUCCUAUGACAGUUUUGGCGAGCCUUCGUACCCUGAAGUCUUUGAGCCUCCCCUGACUGGGUACCCAGGGGAGGAGCUGGAGGAAGAGGAGGAAAGGGGCGUGAAGCUUGGCCUUGGGGACUUCAUCUUCUACAGCGUGCUGGUGGGCAAGGCGGCAGCCACGGGCAGCGGAGACUGGAACACCACGCUGGCCUGCUUCGUGGCCAUCCUCAUUGGCUUGUGUCUGACCCUCCUGCUGCUUGCUGUGUUCAAGAAGGCGCUGCCCGCGCUCCCCAUCUCCAUCACGUUUGGGCUCAUCUUUUACUUCUCCACGGACAACCUGGUACGGCCGUUCAUGGACACGCUGGCCUCCCAUCAGCUGUACAUCUGAGGGACACGGUGCACCACAGGCCGCAAGCUGCAGGGAAUUUUCACUGGAUGCAGUUGUAUAGUUUUACACUCUAGUGCCAUAUAUUUUUAAGACUUUUCUUUCCUUAAAAUAUUUUAAAAAGUAUGUGUUUACUUGGUGAGGACAAAGCAGAACCAGCUGUUUGGCACCAGCUGUUUCAUCCCCAGACUUUGGUUCCCCCUCUGGUUCUGCCUCACUUCACGGACAGGAGGCAUAGCAGGUUUACCCAGAUGAACUGAGAAGGUCAGGUCAGGGCGGGGAGAGGAGCAUCCGGCAUGCCCCCGAGGGCCAAGAUUCGUGAAGAUGUGCCUCUGUUCAGGACCAGGACCGUGUGCUUGGGAGUGGCCCCUGGCACCUGGGUGCUCUGGCUGGGGAAGAAAAGCCAGUUCCCUACGAGGAGUGUUCUCAGUGCUUUGUCCAUGAUGUCCUUGUUAUUUUAUUGCUUUUAGAAACUGAGUCCUGUUCUUGUUACGGCAGUCACACUGCUGGGAAGUGGCUUAAUAGUAAUACCAAUAAAUAGAUGAGUCCUGUUGGAAUGUUG